Molecule: messenger RNA, 593 nt
Organism: Amyelois transitella
Lineage: Eukaryota; Metazoa; Arthropoda; Insecta; Lepidoptera; Pyralidae
Product: macrophage migration inhibitory factor-like
Exons: 3
Coding region: 95-451 (118 amino acids)
Molecular function (GO): phenylpyruvate tautomerase activity
Source: RefSeq, a predicted model, not a curated record
AUAUAAUCGUAACGGGACUGUCAUUAUCAACGAAGUAACAGAAACGGGAAGACAUAGUGAUAUAAUAUAUUUAGAAAAUAAACAAAUAAGCAAGAUGCCAUGUCUGAAGAUAUUAACAAACGUUCCAACAGCUAAGAUUCCUGUAGAUUUCUGCAAAAAGAUUACUCCGAUUAUGGUUGAGACGGUUAAGAAGGAAACUGAGCAUAUGAUGUGCGUCAUCAGUGGGGAUUGUCAAGUGUCUUUUGGUGGUGACUCAUCAGCUCCAGCUGCUGUGGCUACUUUGGAGUCUAUAGGUAAUCUGGGUGUAGAAGAAAACAAAUACAUCGUCAAAGAACUUGCCAACUUCAUGCAUAAGGAAAUUGGCGUAACUCCUGACAGGUUCUUCAUAUCUUUCUACGACAUCAGAGGCUACAACGUCGGCAGGUUUGGUAUUACUUUUGACAAUCUGUAGUAUAAAUUACAAUUUCAACCAAAACAAAAACUACAUUUGAAACACCAUGUAACAUUUAAUACAACAUCAAUAUUGUAACUAUUUCGUAUAACAAUAGAUUUCAAAACAUGAUUUUUUUUUAUAGAAAAUAUGGAUAACAUUU